AUGCAUCAGGAAUGCACAGUGAAUGGCAUGAGGAAGGAGAGCCCGGACUCUUCCACCUGUCCCACAGUACAACUGCCUGAUUCUGGUAAGAGGAACCCAGCAAAGGAGAUAAAGGGCCAGGGCAAGAAACAGAAGGUCCAAACUGUGCUCUCUCAGGCGCAGCUAUGCAUACUCAAAGAACGUUUUCAGAAACAGAAACACCUCAGCCUCCAGCAGAUGCAAGAACUUUCCGAAGCUCUGAAUCUGAGCUACAAACAGGUGAAAACCUGGUUCCAGAACCAGAGAAUGAAAUAGAAGAGGGGGUAGAAAACCACCAACUGGUCCAAGAAUAACCAAGGUGUGACUCGGAAGGUCUCUGCACCUGCAGACUAUCUGGGCCACUGUGCCUCCUAUCACCAAGGAUGCCUUCCUUCUGGAAAUCUACCCAGGUGGAUCAGUCAGAGCUGCAACAGUCAGGCCUGGAGCAAGCAGACCUGGAAUAGCAGGCUGGUGGGGCAUAGCCAGACGUGGUGCACCCAUGCCUGGAAUAACCAGUCCUAG
Molecule: messenger RNA, 540 nt
Organism: Echinops telfairi (small Madagascar hedgehog)
Lineage: Eukaryota; Metazoa; Chordata; Mammalia; Afrosoricida; Tenrecidae
Product: homeobox protein NANOG-like
Exons: 1
Biological process (GO): regulation of transcription by RNA polymerase II
Molecular function (GO): DNA-binding transcription factor activity, RNA polymerase II-specific; RNA polymerase II cis-regulatory region sequence-specific DNA binding
Source: RefSeq, a predicted model, not a curated record